ACCUGACCACAGUCCAUGUCCUCCCUUCAUUUUUGCCGCAUAGCUCUGGCAGUAGGUGUGGGAAAUUGGACAAUUGCUCCUCAUAAACUUUGGCAAUGGGGUUCGAUAAGGAUAGCUUCGACUUGGAGAAGCAAUUCACAUUCUACGCCUCUUACCAUGCUAAUCGCGUGAACGUGGCCAUCCAUUUGGUUUGUGUGUGGCCUAUUCUUGCCACUGCCAUGCUGCUGCUUCAGUUAUCGUCCUACUGCUUCUUGACUCAUCUGCCAAUGCCUCAUGCACUUCAAAAUUUGCCCUUUGGUCUGCAAGCCCCGCUCAACUUGGCCUUGGUUAUGGCCAUUAUAUAUAUUGUAUCUUAUUUCGCCAUGGAGCCGAUUGCGGGGGGUCUAGGGGCCCUUAUGGUGGCUGGACUUUACUUUGGAACAUGGAAAAUGGUCUCCGAGGAUUGGUAUGUGGGCGGUUACCCCAUUUGGCAGGCGGCUUGGGUCAUCUUCUUUUUGGCAUGGACUUUUCAAUUCAUCGGACAUGGGGUCUUCGAAGGGCGAGCUCCUGCUCUUUUGGACAGCUUGGACCAAGCCUUGAUCACGGGAGGACUAUUUGUUUUACUCGAGAUAUUUUUCUUUUUUGGCUAUCGCCAAGAUUUCUACCACAAAAUGAUGGAUCAGGUGAGGACCAACAUCGAAGAGUUCCGGGAAUCCAACAAAAAGGGCCAAUGAUUUUUGAAACACGAGUGCGACUGAUGCCAAAAUAAAAGCAAAUGCAACCCCAAA
Messenger RNA from Tigriopus californicus, 767 nucleotides. RefSeq lists its product as uncharacterized. The record is from RefSeq and is a predicted model, not a curated record. NCBI's taxonomy places the organism in Eukaryota, Metazoa, Arthropoda, Copepoda, Harpacticoida, Harpacticidae. The coding region runs from base 96 to 713 and encodes 205 amino acids. The transcript has 4 exons. Gene Ontology annotation, cellular component: endoplasmic reticulum. Gene Ontology annotation, biological process: sphingoid catabolic process.